Messenger RNA from Ilex paraguariensis (yerba mate), 1636 nucleotides. The record is from the annotation of a GenBank genome assembly. Lineage: Eukaryota; Viridiplantae; Streptophyta; Magnoliopsida; Aquifoliales; Aquifoliaceae.
AUGGGAAAGAAGGGAGGUACUUCAUGGUUGACAGCCGUAAAGAAGGCCUUCAGGUCUCCAACUAAGGCCAAUGAGAAAAAUAGUAGCAGGAGGAGAGAAGAACAUGAACAAGAAGAAGGGAAGAAGCGACGAUGGAUGUUUCGAAAGCCUACAAAUAAUACUCAGCAAAGUCAAACAAAGGUGACAACCCAUUCUACACCUGAAGAACCUAUGUUGGUUGCUGAGCAAAGGCAUGCGAUUGCCGUUGCAGCAGCCGCGGCUAUAGUUAUUCAAACAGCUUUCAGAGGUUACCUGGCAAGAAGAGCACUACGUGCACUUAAGGGCCUUGUGAAGCUUCAAGCUUUAGUGAGAGGACAGAAUGUCCGAAAGCAAGCAAAGAUGACACUAAAAUGCAUGCAGGCUCUGCUUCGAGUGCAGGCUCGGGUUCGUGAUCAACGUACAAGUGCGAGGCUUUCACACGAUGCAGGCAGAGAGUCUUUGUUUGCCGAGACAAACGACUUAUGGGAGUCUAGAUAUCUUCAAGACAUCCAUGGGUCGAUGGUAAGUUGUUUUCCAGAGUUUCCAACUUUCCAUAGCACAUACGAAAUCAAGAACGCAAGAGAUGGAAACGAAGUGGAAGAAAGGACAAACCGGCUUGAUCGGUGGAUGGUAACAAAGCAAUGGGAGAGCAACAGCAGAGCUUCAACUGAUAUGAAAUGGGAGAGCAACAGCAGAGCUUCAACUGAUAUGAAACGGGAGAACAAGAGCAGAGCUUCAAUUGAUAGAAGGGACCCUAUAAAACCGUUGAAGUCGACAUAUCUGGCCCUUACUCUUCUAAUUCAACUAACAAUUUUCGAAGAACACAAUAUCAAAGUCACCACCAAGACAACCUACCCCAUAUCAUCAAGUCCUCGAUGUCUCAAAGAAGACAAAAGCUACUCAACGGCAAACAGCCCAAGCUUACGUUCGACACCUCAUUUCAAUGGCAGCGGAUGCCACUAUACCACAUGGGCUAAUGAGGGUGGUGGUACUGCUGCAAUGCCCAACUACAUGGCUGCCACCAAGUCUGCAAAAGCUCGGGUUAGAUCACAAAGUGCACCAAGGCAGAGGCCCUCAACACCAGAGAGGGAACGAGGCGGGUCGGCAAAGAAACGCCUGUCAUAUCCAGUUCCUGAGCAGCCAUACAUUGGAGCCGCCAAUGACUGCAGCAGUUUUAGCCAGAACUUGAGUUGUUCCAGCUUCAAGAGUGUUCAAGCAGGCUAUGGAGGAAUGGAGCAACAGUCGAGAAGGUCAUGUUACACAGACAGCAUUGGCGGAGAAAUUUCUCCAUGUUCAACUUCAACCACUGCUUUAACAAGGUGGUUAAGAUGAGAGAAGGACAAUGCUAGAACCAUGAAUGAUCAAGGAAGCAAUACCCCUAAUUGUUGUAUUUUGCUUGUAUUGGAAAGUAAAAUCUAGAGUUAGUUAAGAUGGGGAUUGUGCAGGAAAGACAACAAAAUGGAUUGUCUGAGUAGUCUCUAUGAAGUUUAGCUUUUUCCACAUCUUAAACGAACAUAUGUUCUCCUUUCCUGAAGCUGUCGUUUCAUUUCAUGUUUGCUCUUCUGUUUUCCAGUGAGUUUUUUUUUUGUUCGCUCUUCUUUACCUUUCCUAAUUCGAU